This is a messenger RNA of Pseudovirgaria hyperparasitica, 1891 nucleotides long. RefSeq lists its product as uncharacterized. Lineage: Eukaryota; Fungi; Ascomycota; Dothideomycetes; Acrospermales; Acrospermaceae. The transcript has a single exon. Bases 115 to 1716 code for a protein of 533 amino acids. The record is from RefSeq and is a predicted model, not a curated record.
CUGCGCCAGACAUCAAUUUUCCACACUGCUACAUAUUCGUCGAAUCAUCUCUCGCCGACCUAGGCCAUCACAGCUUCAAUUACAAUACCAAGUCACUCCUGUACAUCUACUAUCAUGAGCAUGGACGCAGGCGGUCUCGCUCAGAUGACCUACAACAACUUCAACAACGCCGGCUUGGGAAUGCCAGGUGCUGGCUUUGCUUCCCGUGGUAAAGGCUCCCAGCUCAAGCGCCUCAGUGUUGCAUCUCCUCCCAAGGUAGCUUCCAUCAGUGAGACGCAAGAGUCUGUGCCUACCCCUAGGACCAGUCGCUCCCAUCUUCUCGCCGGUCUUCGCACUGCCCCAAAGACCCCAACUGGCCCUGUCCCAGCCUCUGCGCCUUACAACCAAGCUCAGCACCGUGGCUACAACGAUCAAUACAGGGGCUACGGACAAGCGAUGCCACAAACCGCCACAGGUGCAACCUUUGGCAGUAAUGGUUACGGGCAGCAAUACGGCAUGAGCGCCCAGCAGCAGGUUUAUUCACUCCCGGAGCAAGUGCUUGCACCUCCAACCAUGCAGUACGCCCAAGACGAGCAAACUGACCCAAACUUCCUCGCUCAAUUGAUGGCCACCGAACUUUUCUUGGAGGAGCGCCGGAAACAGCUCCAGCGUCAGCUUUUGAGCUUGACGAACCAGGGUCUCCCAGUGGACGACCAUGCCAGCUAUGGUCAGCAAUAUUUGAACCCUACCAUGGGCCAGCAGAUGAGCUAUCAGCAGCAACAAUUUCUUGCACAGCAGCAGCAGCAGGCCAUGAACGCUGUGCAGGUUGCCUUUAACCCACUUACUGGCCAGUACCAGUACGUUGUGGACCCAAGUAUGCAGACUCAGCUUGCCAGUUCACCACCUCCACCAACUCCGAGCUACACUUCGUCGCCUCCCAAAACACACACUCCAACUUUCCGUGCUGAAGUGACACCACCUGACGAGAAGGUCAAUCCAUUCGCUCGCUCCUCUUCUCCUCCGAAGAAGUCGCCGUCUCCUCAAGCUGAUGUCACUCCCCUUCCACCACCAUCUGCCAACGCUUUUCGCCGUGGACAUCAUAAGAAAGUAUCCUCCCUCGCAUUGAACAGCUCCGCCGAUGUUGUUGAUGGUCCGCGAUCUGCUAUCACCCGCCCAGUCGGAUUUCCGCAGACUCCCCAAACUGGUACUUUUGGACCUGGUCAAGCUCGUGCCGGCGAACACCCGGUUCGUCAACCUCGGGGCCCACCAUCAAUCGAAGAGCUCAGGGCUGCGCCGACUACAAAGCACGAAGGCAGUAAGAACUUUGCCACGCGUCAACGUCGUCACGCCGUCAAGAAUCUUGUGCGCGCUGGUAUUGAGCGUCGUGGAGUGCGCUCUGGAAGCCCUGGCAGCAUGACUCCAGUCAGCGAGACUGACAUGUCAUACGAUUCCGACAGUGCUCGCAGUGGGAGUCUUUCCGGUAAGCCCAGCAUUGGGAGUCUUCGAGCUGCUGCGAACGGAGCCAUUGGUUCCGAGCGCAAGGAGUUGGCUAGAAAUCGAAGCAGUGCCGAUAACGUCUGCUAUGCCAACAGCGUCAGCAGUGACGAGGGCACCAAUGUUGGAGGUAAACUUGUGGAGGUGAAGGUUGAAGACGAUAAGCCUGUAACCGACCGUCGCAGCAUGAUGCCUCGCCUCGUCCUGACCAGUGCCGAGAAACGCAAGAGCAACAUGUGCUAGAUGGAAUACAUGAAAUGGUCCUUCACAAAAAAACCCGCGUGCUCAUAGACUUUCGGUAGAUCCAGAGUUUAUUCGAGGUGCGCAUGUCUCGACACACGCCUAUGCCGUUCGAUGCACAGACAUUUACAACGGCCUUAUUCAUGAAUCUCCUUUUAGUUCGUUCUUAAGAGCUGAA